Ornithorhynchus anatinus (platypus) is the source of this 2133-nucleotide messenger RNA. It is a transcript of the gene HEY1, whose product is annotated as hes related family bHLH transcription factor with YRPW motif 1. NCBI's taxonomy places the organism in Eukaryota, Metazoa, Chordata, Mammalia, Monotremata, Ornithorhynchidae. The transcript is spliced from 5 exons. Gene Ontology annotation, cellular component: nucleus. Gene Ontology annotation, molecular function: DNA-binding transcription factor activity, RNA polymerase II-specific; RNA polymerase II cis-regulatory region sequence-specific DNA binding; protein dimerization activity. The coding region runs from base 47 to 934 and encodes 295 amino acids. The record is from RefSeq and is a predicted model, not a curated record. Gene Ontology annotation, biological process: Notch signaling pathway; circulatory system development; anterior/posterior pattern specification.
UAACGGGUCGGGGGUCGGGGGGUGGGGGGCGCGGCGGGGCGGCAGCAUGAAGCGCGGCCCCGGCUCCGACCGCAGCGAGCUCGACGACCCGGCCGAGCGGGACGGGCCCCCGGACCGCGGACACCCCGGACCCUCGUCCCCGUCCGCAUCUUCGCCCGUCUCGGCCAGGAAGCGACGCAGAGGCAUCAUCGAGAAACGCCGCCGAGACCGGAUCAAUAACAGCUUGUCCGAGUUGCGGAGGCUGGUGCCCAGCGCCUUCGAGAAGCAGGGAUCGGCGAAGCUGGAGAAAGCGGAGAUCCUGCAGAUGACCGUGGACCACCUUAAAAUGUUGCAUACGGCGGGGGGGAAAGGCUACUUGGACGCGCACGCCCUCGCCAUGGACUACCGGAGUCUGGGCUUCCGGGAAUGCCUGGCCGAAGUGGCCCGCUACCUCGGCCUGAUGGAGGGCCUGGACCCGGCCGAUCCUCUGCGAGCGCGCCUCGUCUCCCACCUGCACCACUACGCCUCCCAGCGGGAAGCCGCGGUCCCCUGGGGCGGGGGCUUCGGCCCGCACCCGCCCCUCGCCCACCCGCUGCUGCCGUCCCCGGGGGGCCGCGGCCCCGCGGCGCCGGCCGCGGAGCCCCAGACCCCGGCCCGGAUCAGCGCCUCCCGCCCGGAAGCCUCGUCUCCGAGGGUCCUCCCCGGCGGGAGCCUGGGACCGACUCCGAGGGUGACCCCCGCCGGGGGCCCGGGACCGCUGCUCCCCGGGGCCACCUCGGCCUCCAGACUCGCUCCGCCUUUGCUGUCCUCCGUGGUGUCCCUGUCCACCUUCCCCUUCUCCUUCGGCGCCUUCCACCUCCUGGCCCCCAACGCCCUGAACCCCUCUGUCCCGACACAGGCGUCCGGCCUGGGCAAGCCCUACAGACCCUGGGGGACGGAGAUCGGGGCCUUUUAGAGGACUGGCGGUCCCGGGUGGGUGGGGAGCCGGGAGCCCAGGGGGCUCGCCAUGGGGAGGGGGGCAGAGGGGAGGGAGAGGGGUCUUAAAGGUCCAGCUGAGCUGGGUUUUGACUUAAUCACAUUCAGAUUGUUCACACCAAGAGAGGGGAAGACAAGGGUACCGUGACCGAUGAAAAAGGUUUAAAGACUAAAGGGAUUUUAUAUAUGUAUAUAUAUAUACGUAUUAUUAGCAGGUGCAUUUUUUAAUCUAGCAUCUUUUUGGUCCGAGCCAUUAAAUGGCAAUAGCGGAUGUAAACCGAUUGUGAUAGGUUUGUAUCGAGUGCCUCAUAUCUAUUUGUUUCAAAGAGGUCCGACUUUGGCCUGACAGCGUUGGAUUCCUUAACCUCUAAUGCAUUUUGCGGGGGACUAGAUUGUCCUUGUUUAGCAACGGCUUAUUUUAGUCAUUAUUUUUUCCAAACCACUAACAUCCAUAGUCACAUGACUUCUGUCGGGUUCCUAUAUCGGCAGUUUAAGAGGUUCUAGAAGACUCUUUUGGUAAACUGUACUCUGAAGUUUUCUACAUCGGGAAAAAAGCGGUGACAAAUCAGACUGAAUGGUGUCGUCCUAGAAAGGAAGCUAGUUCUUUCUCCCACAUCCGUUGGGGCAACUGGGGUUCCCCCCCUCGCCUCGCCAGCCGUGGACAUACAUACACCCCCUUUCCCACGUUGCUGUCCUGGAGCGGCUAAUCUCUCCCAACCGGAUCCAGGAGCCGAGCCGCCCGGGAUCUGAGCGGUGCCCCCGGCCCACCUUGGGGAGAAGGCGGAAGCCUCCGCACCAAGCCUCCCCCCGGGUCCCAAGCCCCAGAUGAGGCUCUGUGGACCCUGCGGGGCCCCGGCACGGGCGGCUCUACGGGAAGGUGGGUCAACUGCCCCGAGUGCCAGGGGACACGGGAGGGGGCCCGGCCGGGCUGGUUCUCUCGGUCAGGAUGUCGCCACCGGGAUUUCCUUAGCCGGGACCUUGGAGCCCCACUGGCUCCCCUGGGGUCUUUCGGUCUUCCCUGCAUUUCUGCCGUGUGGACUUGGCUUGGAUUGGCCCAUAGAAAUUUCCUUCGGAACAGGUUGACUCCCCAGGAGUCCCAAGAGGCCCCAGUGAAGUGAACUUGGUCUCUAUUGUAUUGCUGUGCGGUGGCUAAAUAAAGGAGAAAGCAAGAACAAAGUA